UUAUCUUCUAGUGUCUGGUAUACAAAUUGUCAUCAUUGUAAUAGCUGUAGUGUUAAUGCUGGGACUUAUCACCUGUAUCAUCAGUCACUAUAAGAUGGGGGCAUGGUCAUGGCGUGAAGGAUGGGGUAGACCUCCCAGCCUUUCAGAACCACAAAGCCUUCUACAAGUAACUCCUCCACAGGACCUGUCACCAUCACAACAUAAUUACACCCCUGCACCACAUUCCUCAGUGCUGUAUACUCCUGACAAUAUAGAGGAACGUCAAAGGCUAGAGCUCGUCUCCCUGCAGAAUCAACAUAUUAGACAGCAAUCUGUACAGAUGGACUUUAACCUAGGUUUACCUCACACAGUUACUUUACCUGAUGGUGAAGAAUUCCCUUACAACAGUUCCAAAUCUCUCCACUUCCAUGAUCCUAAUCAGGACAAUGAAAUCAUUAGAAGCUGGAUAAAACCACCUCCAAACAGAAUAGUGUCAGAAGGGGAGAGUCCUCCUCCUUAUCGGUCAAACUCUGUAAGUCUCCUAUCAAAGCCAUGUACACCACCAGUCUUACGAACUUCAGACAUGAAUCCCCUAGUCAUACGUUCAAACAGUGUUAGUGUGAAUAUUAAUGUUCCCCAUAAUCUCUUUAGUUAUCAACUGGAAAGCUGUAACACCAGCUCAACUCCGCAGUGUAGGAUAACCAAUAACAGAGAUGCCACUAGCAGCAGUUUGGACAAUAGAUGUAAUUCUGGCGGGAGAAUGCAAUCAUUCUUUAAUUUAGUGGACCCACCUCCACGCUAUUGUGACCUAACUACCAAUCAAGACCAUUCUAAUGGUUCCCCCAGUGGAGUCUGACCACCGGUCAAGUUCAGUAAUUAGAAAGUCUUUCUGUGGAAGGAAUGUGAUAUGUAGUCAUUGUCAUCACCCCUGCAGGGUAACAUCUGGGAGAAACGGAGGUUGUGGGCGAAAAGUCACUCCCAGAAAACCGGAUUCAGAGUUAGCUGUGGCCCACUCUCAGAGUGCCUCAGAUGAUGAUGUGAAUAUAUUUGAUUACUCUCAGAUAGAUAAUUUUGUCUCUUCAAUGUGCUACCAGCUGUGCACAACCUGUAUAUUGUAUUUCAAAGGACAAAGAAACAUGUAUAGAUAUCUGAGCUUUAUUUCUUUUUUUCAGAGGAGUUAAAGAAUCUGAUGAAAUGUAUGACCUACUGCUUCAGUUUCCAACACGUUUGACAACAUUUUUUUUGUUAGCUUACCAAUUGAUGGUGUCCAAGACACCAGGAAAUAUGUAAAUUGUGUAAUUUGGAUUAUAAGUGUGCCUGUAUACAUGUAUGAGUGACUAAUGAGUACAUAAGAAUCAGAGUGACUCUAAACUGAAGAAAUUGUAAUGUUAGGGAACUUGAAGUGAAUAGUGCAUUCUGUUGUCACCAGAAGCUUGGGUUAAAGACCUGCAUGAUCACAAGGUACUGCAGGAAUUGGUGCUAUACUUUUGUUAAAGAAUAUGUUAAUUUACUAGAGAAAGAUAGGCUUAUGCCAAAUAGCUUGUGCUGGGUGUGUGAUACUGAUAUUUUCUUUUAUUAUAGUGAAAGUCCCCUUUCCUUCUUUGCCCUUUGCUUACGGUCUCACAAUUACUAUUUUUAUUCCUUGGAUGUUGGGUUUUGUAAACUUUGUGUGAUAACAUCCUACAGCAUUACAUUUGAUCGUUGUUAUUUUGUUUUUUUCUUUCUCACUCUUAAAUAACUUGUAUUUGUCUUUGUAUAAUCUGUUUUUUUGCUACUUUCUUUAAUGACUCUUUCGAUAAUCAUUCACAAAGUAAUGAGUUCAUCAGAAGGAUAGACUUCUCUAUCAGCUGUGAUUUGUUUUUGUUUCUUAAGUUGUGUAGUUAGCCAUGUAUGCUUUGUUAUGGUGAAAUUCGACAGGGUAUUAAACAAAUUUAGAUUUGCAGUUUAGCAAGAUCACAAUUCAGAAAUGUGUAGUUUUUUUUGUAUAAUUCUGGUCAACAUUGAGUCUUCUCUAUGUAAGAGUGCAGCAGAAAUAUAUGUUAUAACCCUGUGCCAAGUUUGUAAAGUAAGAAAGCAAAAGCUGUUGUUGUUAUUGUACUGUUGUUGUGUUCUAUCACUUGGGAGGGAGAGAUGCAAGCCAUGUCCAUCAAUACAAUGCAGAAAAAAACAAAUAAUUUACAAUCCAUGGUGCACCACAUUUUUUGAAGCUAAUGCAUUGAUAUAGACCACAAUAAAUACAAAGUUUCAGUUUUAUUUUUAA
Molecule: messenger RNA, 2239 nt
Organism: Limulus polyphemus (Atlantic horseshoe crab)
Lineage: Eukaryota; Metazoa; Arthropoda; Merostomata; Xiphosura; Limulidae
Product: protein TMEPAI-like
Exons: 2
Coding region: 56-835 (259 amino acids)
Biological process (GO): negative regulation of transforming growth factor beta receptor signaling pathway
Cellular component (GO): Golgi membrane; early endosome membrane
Molecular function (GO): R-SMAD binding
Source: RefSeq, a predicted model, not a curated record